UGACACAUUCGCUAUGUUGUUCCCCUGUUUUAAAAUGGUGGCAGAUUCAGAAGCUUAAUGCUGAAGGAUAGUUGCAAAUAGCCAUGUAGCAUUAUUGUUUUGAAGGAACAAACAAAAGAUCAUCAUGCUAAACGCAGAGGUAGAAACUCACAUUAAGCAAAACUGCCAAUGGACGAAGCUACCGCAAAGCAUCAAGCAGACACUGGGAAACAACCCAAAGCACUAUGACAAAUGUGUUAUAGAAUACAGUGUGAAGAAUCAGCUGAGGUACAAAGGAAAUUUAGUUCGCCAUGUUAAAAGAGAUGAAAGAAAAUACUAUGAAGAAUUGGUUACAUACAGCCGUCAACAUCUUAUGCUUUACCCAUACCACAUAUCAGAUGUUGUUGUGGAAGGUCUGAGAAUCACACCAUUUGCAUAUUACUGUGACAUGAUGUUGAACAUCAUAUCCCAAGAGAAAAGUUAUGAUUCACUUCCAAAUUUCACUGCUGCUGAUUGCCUGAGACUUCUUGGUAUUGGAAGAAACCAGUACAUUGAAAUAAUUAACCAAUGCAAGUCAUCUAAGAGAUUUUUUCGACGCAAACCUGCUAGGGAGCUAUUGCCAACAAAGCCAGUCACUCAAAAAGUCAUACAGCCCUGGUGGAAAGUUUGUAUUGGCUUUAUAACAGAAGAUGACAUCAAGAUGUGCACAGCUAUAGAACACAGCGUUGUUGAUAAAUUAAUCGAUGAAGGACCAGGGAUUUGUGGCAAAAUUAACAAGGAAGUUAUAUCAGGUCUUUAUAACAAAGGACUCAUUUAUUUCAACAUUUUUGUCGAAGACGAUGACACAAUUGUUGUUCCACCCUUGGAGAACUUCGUGAUGAACCGUGUGCUUGGUGACUAUAUGGAAACAAUGCUAUACAAAAUUUUUGUAUCUAUUGACGAGCAAACGAAAAUAUCAGAGCUCGCGCAAGUUCUAGAAAUUGAUAUUAAUCUGGUCAAGCAAGCUGUUGCUGUAUUCUGUCGUCUUGGCCUCGCACGAAAAAAGAAUGUCGACCUCGAUGCCAGUAAAUUGGAUCCUUCUUGGAAUGACAUCACCCAACCCGUUCCCAGAAGCUUUGGAGGAAGCCAAGCGGACCUUCUCAUUGACGUUGUUUCCAAAAACUCGGAUCGCUCUGGUACCCAGACACCAAUAUCAGCUUCAUCUUCCACAACAGAUAUGACUUCGGACAAUGAAAUAUCCACUGUUUUGUCUCCAGAUUCUUCAACACCUGGGAAAAGAAUCGCGUUUUUAUUCGACUCAACUCUUACUGCGUUUCUCAUGAUGGGAAACCUAUCGCAGGGUCUUAAGAGACACUCAGUUACAAUGUUCGAAGUUGGCAAACUAACUGACGAGUCAAUGGACAGCCUACUACAAGAGCUUGAAAAGGUUGAGAACGUGGCUGAAGGUGAAGCAAGGCGAUAUUUUGAUCACGCUGUUGUUUUAAAAAGCACGAUCCAGUUUCUACGAAAUAACAAGGAACUCGGAUGCGAAGAGGAAAAUGGAAACAUGUUAGCUCUGGAUUUGCUGCGCUGUGAAAGCAUGAACAGCCUCGAACCCGCUGCUUGUGCGAGGAUACUGAACAAGCGAUACAGCUUGCUUAUCUCCAUGGCGCCGCUUAGCAACGAAAUCCGGCCACUAGCUAGUUGCUCUCCUCCGCAUUUAGGCCCAGCAAUCCCAGAGAUUAAUUCAGUCUGGUUCAAAUUGUUUCUUUAUUCCAAAAUAAAAAAUGGACCACCUUCUAUGCUUUUGGUAAAAGGAACUCGAUUAAAAAAGCUACCGAAAAUUUUUCGGAACUUUGAAAGACUCCAGAUUACGACGUGGGGACACGAUCCGGCUGUUGUACCAACAUCGAAUGUUCUAAUGUCACUCAACGAUGCUUUGUCGCAUUCGCCCGUUUUAGUUCAGGGUCAUGGACUAUAUGGUGAAGGUGAUAUUGAGAAUGUCUCGUUUCCAGUGAACGACGAUACACUUAAAGGAGAUGGAGGCAAAACGAGCAACCGAUGGUGCGAAAUCGUCCGAUCUUUAGAUGAAUGUUUAGACUUAAAUACGUCCUGCGGAUAUAUAACCCUGUUGAACAUCGCUGCGCGAAAACGGGCGAAGUUACGACAAAUGCCGAAUAUUACGACACUCGCAUCUUAUGACUACGAAUCGGAAUGUGAUGGGGACGAUGGGUUGACUAUGAAAGCUGCUGAAAGCGAAGGUAGCAAUGUUGAAGACAUGCAGGACCCAAGUGAAAUAGAAAAUGGUUCUAAUUCUGGCGAGACACUGUCUAAAGACGGGAAGUGUACAGAGGAGAUUUCAGAGAUAAGUGAUGCAUGUGAAAAAUCUAGCAAAAGUAAAGACAGUGGUUUAGAACCCCUUAAUGGCGAUAAAAGCCUAGUUAACGGACACUGGUUCGAAACACCACCAAUGAGCCCCUCGAGGGAUAAGAUUCCGAAUGUGACGUCAUGCGAUAACGUUGCGGAGGACCAGCAUUGGGUGCCACUGCAUGUGACGUACGGAGUUCCGUUGUUCGAUGACGUUUUGAAUGAAGAGAUUUGCUCAAAGCUAUCUUCAAAAGGACUUUGUCGACCCGAAAGCCUCGAAAAGAUGCUAAGUUCUAGCCGCCAGCUGAGUCUCGAGCUUCUGGACUUCAUUGCCCAAAACCAGGAAAGUCUACCAAACCAAGACAUAGCAAACGAGCCUCAUCUCCACGACAAGCCUCUACCUCAUCCGAACUGUAGUUUAAUUUUCAAUAAUGGCGUUCUUAGUCAAUGGGACGGUAAAUAACGAACUGCGUACAUUUAGAUUUUGUAAUGUUUGGAUUUGUUGUUUUUCAUCUUUCUAUGCCCAUCUGAAAUCAGUCAGCAUUACGCCUUCGAUCCAGUGUUUAAAAGAUGUUGAUGUUUAUUUCUGUAGACUCCUUCCUAAAAAGAAGGAUGCGUUCGUAGGAUUAAAAAGGCCUCACUGGUGGUGGAUGAGUGCUAGAUGAUUGACACUACCAUGUAUCGUAGGAAGAGUAGAACUAUUAGGAGCACUAUUUUACGAGUACGAUAGAAUGAAAAGGAGUUGUUCAUUGCAGAACAAAGGAUUUUUUAUAACUUUUGCCAGGACACGAGCUCCUAGGAGCAAUAGUAGUUACAUCCCCGCUAUCUUUUCAGUCGAUUUCCCCACCUAAUGGGGUAGGUAGGGUUUGCCUAUGAUUUCUCUGCAACCGUACUCCUUGUUGACAUCCACCCACAUUAUGUCCCGUUGCGCCUAUCUCCUGGCUUCGGCAUUCCACUGUCAAAUCUGGUAUUACCCUGAGGCGCUGAUUUCAGAAGUUUAAAACGUAGAAAAUAUGAUUAAUAAAUAACAAAUCAGAUUUCGUAAAUAGAUUAACGUUAAAUGUAGAAAUUAUAAUUAUUAUUUCACAUUUUCUGGGCCAAAACAUUUUUUUUAAGUAAGAUGGUUCUGUACUGGCCUCUGAUUUUUCAGUAUCGUGAACAAAAAAUUCAAUGAUUGAUUUAAGUAUUAGCAAAAGUCGAAAAACAUCUUGAAAUAUUUUUGAUUAAUAUUCCAAGUGAUUUCAAACCUCUUUAGUUGGUUGGCUUUGAUGAAUUAUCAGGUCUGUCUACCAGAUUGUGAAAGUUUUAUCUUAGAAUAUUCUUCAAGCCAUGUAUUAUGUUUGUGAAAAUAUUAAAGAGUAUUUUGCUGAUAGCUAGAGUCUCUAUCGCAAUAAAUUAUGCAAAUUUUUUAUUUUAGGCCAUCACCAAAAGUUUGUGUGGCGAGUGUGGCGAGUUGGCAGUCAGUCAACAUAUUAUACGGACCCAGCCAACUUUGUCACUCCCUCCUUUCCACUAAGCACCGCAACGUUCUCUUUUCGUUAUUUUUCUGAAGCAUCCAUGAAUUGGUUUAUUUCAUUCAGUAUUUACAACAUUUCUCCUUUCCUUUAUUCCUUUGCAAUAUAACAUUGCAACAAUCAUCAUGAUAAUCAUCAAUCAUUUCUAAUCAGCACCAAUCAUUAUCAUCAUCAACUUCAUCUUUGUCGCCGACGUUUUCAAGACCGAUUGGAUCUCAGUCGUGUCUUAUGAAUUGAUGAUUUGUUUUCGAUUACAUAGGAGUAGAGCGUCGUGAUUUUUCAUUUCCAACCUCACUUCAGUGUCCUAAUUGGCCAAUCAAAUCAAUCGCCAAACACGAAAUCUUUCAGUUGCCGACUUUGUAAUACAUUAAACGCCAAAAAUUUCGGACAUUUAUAUUUUCGGACAGUAGAUGCAUCCGAAAUUUUUACAGCCCGAAAUCAUUUUGUAGUCCGAACUUUUUACCGUCCAAAUUCUUUGCACUAAUGAAAAAUAUCUCAAAAGUUUUUCGAAAAACGAUUACCAAGAAAGAAGAAAGAAGAAGAAAGGCUGCAGCAGCAUCGAUAAAUUUAUUCUUUGGUCAAAAAGAAGGUCAAAAAUUCCUUGAACAUUUCUUUGGUGGGCCUUCUGUUGUUGUUCGCAACUGUGGCGUCGCUGUUUCUUCAACUUCUUCAUACAGAAUAUCCGGAUCUUCAUUUCUAAGAAAAACAAACUAGGUUACUUGUCCCGUACGUUUAUAUUGUGAAAUGAAUCGAAUUUGGAAUUGGCAGAACUUAUCAUAUAUCCUUUCGGAAUUUUCACAAUUUGAAAUGAUUAUUUUCAAAAAUUUAACUGAUAUCUUACCUUUGCUCUUCCUGAUGUCUUUGUGCCAUCCACUGCUUAAAUCUUGCAAAUUCUGAUUCACUCAUUCUUUAACUACGAUUUUUUGUCAACCUUCCAAUCCAACAAGAAAAUUUUAACUACCUUGCGCGCCAAAAUGUUCGUUACGUGAGCAAUAUUUUAUCUUAAUUGUCGGCUCCUUUUAAAAAAUUUUAGAUGAUGGAAAUCUUUAUGAACAGCGAUCAACAGUUUUUCCCUCAAGAUGGAUUAAGAUUCCUCAAUAAUUUCCACUCAACAAGCAAAUACAAGCAACUUAUGUAAGAUUUAAGACCUUUUGAGGGUCUUUUUGGUUCCACUUCAUAACAAAGUCUCGUAUUCAAAAAACGCUCUUGAGCAUUAGCCGCUAUAAAAUUCAACUAUACUAUAAUCAUCUAUCAUUUUAUGAAUUUAUUAUAAUGAUGCAUUGUACAAAUCAAUGAUAUCUUCAUUAAAAUCGUUUUCUCUAUCAUUGCUGUCAAUUAGAUUUGCCCUGUCGUUAUCAUCGGUAGACACAAUUUCGUUAUUCAGCAGCUCUGUGACAUCAGCUGGGUAGCAUACAUCACUCCAAACAACUGAUCAGCUUUCAUCCCAUCCAUGAUUAGCUGGGUUGUCCAUAUCCACCAUUAAGCGAUUUCAUCGCUGAUUCUGAGCUUUAAAUUCAAGGUGGCAGCAAGCUUAGAUCGGUUAUUUUUAUUUCAUUCGUAAAUUUCCGCAAAAAAAUUUUCUUCCUCACGUCGUUUACCGUUUGCAUCCUUUCGUUUUCAUAAAAAACGUUUAUAAACUUUUCCAAUCUCCUCUCAACUUUUUCGGGUACUUGAAGCGUGGACCCCAGAUUCGUAAAUAUAUUCAGGUAAUCUAUCUUUUUGCCAUUUGUCUCUAAAAAGCUAUUUUCAAAAAAAUAGAAACAUGGACGUUUCCUGAAAAGGCAAGAAGAUCGAUUAGUGUUCCGUUAUCAAUCAAUACUUGAAUUCCUGCAAAAUCAAGGGAAACAAAGAGGGAUAGGACAUUGAUAUCCCCGGAAGGUGAUCUGACAGAAUCACCAUUCCUAUCAGCUUUGUAUACGCUUCUUCGUGAUUGCUCUUCAUUCUCUCAUCUAUGACAACUUCAUCUUCCGUCACUUUAGUGCGGUUGUUUUUGUUGGAAAAGAGGACGGUCUUUCCUUGUAACUUUUUUUGGCUUCUUUUAUCGCUCUUUGAAUUAAUGUGCAUGGUUCUGUUUUCUCCAUUGUGUAGAAAAUUAAUAAAAUUGCGAGGAACUAUCAUGUCUGGACUGCAACGUUAUGCAAUGGCUCAAUCUGGCCAAAACUGUGAUUGGCUGUUUUUUACCAGUAAGAAUGUGAAGCAUGCUUUGGAGUCAAUAACUUUCUUAUUGAUACCGCAUGCACAACAUCUUGGCUAAGUGAACCAGCAAGACGAUUAACUCUUUCACUAGAAUUGUGAUGGCUUUCUUUUGAUGAUAAUAACGCUUUAAAAAACACUUCCAACAAUUUGGGACUUGAUGAUGCUUCUCUAGAUCCAAAGUUUUCAACAGUUGGAGGCCAAGAAAGAGGCAAUGUAUCAUCGACGGAUAUCAAUAUCAGUUCUCUCAAGAUAAAAGCAGCUUUUUUUACCAUGAACUCUUGAAAGAAGCCGGAUUUUUUGGAUAGUAUUGGACCAUGAAGACAUUCCUUACUUAUAAACGACUUGCGGUAUUUGGAGCUGCACCUGGACAAAAACUUAUUAUCUCCAUAUAGUUUCGAAAGCUCUUUUAGCUAAUAUCGGGUCUGUUUGCUUCCAACUGUUCCAUUGUACUCUACCAUGAUGGUCUCCAUUGACAAGCACUGAUGACCUUCAAGAAUAUCAUUUUCGAUCAACGACGGUACUGCAUCAAAGUUACCAAAUGUUUCAUCGUCGUCGUCAGUAGAUGUUACUGUAGAGGCUCUUUGUCGAAUAAUCUUGGUGUAAUCUAAAUAGCAUUUUUUAAGACUUCAGAAACUCUUUAGCUUUCAAAUCGGUUUCUAAAACUGCAAUAAUCAUGUCAUAGUCGUCUCUAGUCUUUGCAGAUUCUUUCAAAGUACCAUUGUCAAGUAGAGUCACAUGACAAUCACAUGACAUUCGUAAUCGCUUUGAAUAAUCGCUUUUGACAUUCUUAACGCACCUACUGCUGAGUCAUGUUAGCUUUCGUGUAAAUGCUUAAAGGUCAUGUAUAUACUUCGCUACUAAACACACUGUCUCUUCUCUGGCUACUUAACAACCAGCUUCUGUCACAAUCUUAGAUAGCGACUGACGAAUAACUUUCAAUUUUGAAACCUUCUUCUUACAUAUCAUACAAAUGUGUGGAAAAAGUCUCCUUGGCCCGGGCUUCUCCACGUGUAAACUUCGCUUCUUGUUUCAGUCUCUUCGCCUUCCAUUAACUUUCUCCUCAUCAAUGCUUUUGCAUAAGUGAAUCUCUGAUAGCAUCCUUGAUCGUAGAAUAACUCAUCAUGUUCAAAAUGUUGUGCAAGGUUUCCGCAUUGUUCUCUGUGAUAAUUCUCUUCACUAAGGUUUUGGUGAAUUACGCUUUACCCAAUCAAUGAUUAAGAUUAAAAAGCUUCCUUUAACGAGAUUUUCGGACUUGCUUAUCGAUUCAUAGUGAACGAUACAAGUUCUUUUAGAUGUCAUUUAGCUGAAAUGUUGAUUGCAAUCACCAUUUCACAAAACCAAUCUGAGGAUCUUGAGACAUACCAACAACAAACAUCAAUCACAGGCAUUGCAGUUUCAUUUGCUUUCAGAUUAGGUGUUACAAUUUGGUGUACUGUGAUGUGAUGCAAUGUACGAUACUUUGUUAUGAAGUGGAGCCAAAAAGACCCCCAAAAGACCUUAAAACAUUAUUUUUUAGAAUCAGUACACCACAAUAACCCACAAUGGGAGGAAUCUUAUCAAGCCACUUCUGUCCUUUUGCGUGAAAAAGAAAUUAAAACAUGGAAUUGAGGCCAAACGCCCACUUAUACGUACUUAUAAUAUCAAAUUUUGGAAUCAGCAUUCUAAAAUUAUCUAAAUCCAAUGAAUUUUAGAUACUUCACCGAAGGGUGGACCUUUAUAAAGCAACUUGCUCUAUUUUGAUUGACAACAAGAAUUUGGCAUGAAAUAAAGGCUGAAGGCCCCCCAACUUGCCCGUAUAGCAUCGAUUUUCGGAAUCAGCCCCCUAAAAUUACUCAAACCCACCUAAUUAGAGUUACUUCCCUGAGGGGGGAUCCUACCCCCAUUCUCCGCCUGGUCUAUUACAAUUUGUCCGUCGGCUCAUUAAGGAUUUUUGCCGAGCAAAAGAAGUUAUUUUUGCACUCACCCUGGGACCUUUUUGCAACAAUUGUAAUGUAUCAACAUUUCUGUAAACAUAUAAGGGUAUUUAUCUUUUGACCACAUCCAAGGUGAGACACGCCCUUUUUGGCGGCAAAAAGCACUCUUUUAUCCCUCAAAAAGAUUUUCUUGGCUUCGCCUUUGGUUUGGAUAGGGAAAGUCACCAGAAUCAAGUAUCUUAUAGUUAUGGUAAGAUGCUUGGAGUCUUGGAGGCACGAGUCGCACUUUGCUCAAUAUAAAUCUCGCCCUGUACACCUUUAGAUAAUGCACAAGCGGAAGUUGGGAGAUCAAAGUUUGUAUUUUUCACCCAUUCCGUAUCUUGCAGUGUAUGUGUCGGCUAAUACCUCAUUAGUGUCGGCCUGUUUGUUAUGGUCUGCAGGAAAAGCAAGGUGUUUUGGCCUCUGUCCGCUUUCAGGAAGGUCACAGGUCAAGGUCGAAAAUGGUAGAAUUAUCUAGAAAUAUUCUAGGCGUAGCUAAAAAUCUAUAAAUUUUGACAAGUCACCAGACCUGUUGUUUAUAUCCUUUAAAAGUUCAUAAUAUUAGGCACAGGUGAAGAAAGAAAUGGCGUAAUAUUUCGGAGGCCCUGGUGGUGGAUUUGUCACAUACAGUCGUCAGUGACGAGUCAGUCAUGGGUCAAGAGGGCGAGUCAAGGGGACAAAUUGCCUCAAAGUCUCAAGGUAUAGGGGACCUCAUAAAGUAAUUAAUUCCUUGUUAAGAUUGGAGUUAAUCAGGCGAGGCAAAUGUAUGUCAAAAAGUUAAAAAUUUUAAACGAUUGCAGGAUAAUGACUGUAAGACACGUUAUGAAAUUGUUUUAAGCUGAUCUGAAGAGCGUGGUCACAAAAUUAUGGCUUGGUUUUGCUCCAGGGCCUCGGAAACCCCAUGGUGGUGGGUUGGUCAUGAUGUAAAAGCCUCCCUACAACUCCCUGGCCCUCCCUCUCAAAGGCAAAAAUUAGCAAGGUACACCUUUUUUUAUAAGAACAAUUUUGUAAGAACACGAGCCUCAAAAGUUAAGAACAAAUCAAGAACAAGCUGAGGCUGAGCUUCUGCAAAAUGCAAUUUUUAACAACGUUUUUUCUCAAAAUCGAGGAUUUUUAUCGAUGUGCUUUUUCGGUGAAUAUUCAAAUUUGUCAGCAAAUUAAGGCUGUCUCACUCACUUUGUUGGCAAAUGAGGCCUGAACACCUUCUUAGAGAGAAAAAGCUAGCAAUAGCACUGCUCACACCCUCUUAAUUUAAGAACAAAUUAAGAACAAUCCAGCCUCAGAUUUUCGAAAAAAUUAAGAACAGUCAGCCUGAACUUAAAUUUACUGGUUCUUAUAAAAAAAAGUGUAGUCUUUAAAAUAAAUCAUAUUAGUUCUUCAGUCUAUUUUACUAUGCGUAUAGGCUUAUCAUGUGGUUGGUAGAGGAGGGGGUUAGAAUCGCAAGAAAAGAUUGAAUUUCACGUUUCACUUAGGGGAUACACCUCCUUCAAAGUUAUAUUUCACAGAAUACCACCUCUGACACGCCCUCCCAAAAUAAAAUAGUUGAAAAAAUGGCAAAAAGACCAGAAUUCUGCCCCAGCAAAAUCAAUGGUAAAUUAUGGCACUAAUUUAACUGUACGUCGGUCGCCAGGUACCAUCUUAAACAUUUGAUUUGGCCUUGGUCAGUUUUAACUAGCCGAUCAAGCUUUAACCGCGCAAUUUGCAUGUCUGUGCCAUGCCAAAAAUUUUUUCAUCGUCGAUUUUCUCUUUUUUGAUUGAAAUACGGGGGUAGCAGGAUGCAGUGUAGAAUUGCAAUCAAGCAACACCAAAAUUCAACGUCGCCUUUAAAAUUUGUAAACUUUUAGUUCGUUUAGCCCCGUAUGCCGGGGCGAGGGCGAUAUAUUAGCCAUCACUGAUUUGUGUGUUUGUUUUUGUUUAUUCUCGUCGCGUUGCGGUGUUCCUUAUAUACUACUAUUUUAUCGAUUUAUCCAGUGGCGGAUUUAGGGGGGCAACUAGGGGCAGUUGCCCCUCCCUCGACGAGUUGAAGCAAGUAUGGCGCCCCUUUUUUUGGAAAUUGUGCGCCCCUUUUGAAGAAUAAGAAUCAGGUGAAAAAGUUUCUGAGACCAAUAGGUUAAUUUGCUUCAAGGAUUACUUCAAAGUUAUCUUGUUUAUUCCAUUUUUAAUUAGAUUUCUUUAAUUUCGCCACAUGGUACAUUCAGAAACUUCUAUAGUUAUUUUGCGGCUCAAAUAAAUUUUGAGGUUUUUCCAGCAAAACAAAGGAUGUUUUCAGGCCAAACUGUAACUCCGUUAUUCAGCAUUUGAAUGCUGUAAUCCACUAUUUAGAGCUUUCUCCGUAUUUUUUCAAACAAAUUAUAAACCUCACCCUUUGAGCGUAUUUUUUCCCGACACAGACUUGUCUACAUUCUUUCCACAUCAGUUUUGUAACUUUGUUCAUAAUAUUUAUCUUGACUGGACUUUUAGAUAAAUGCAAAUGCUUUUUCAAAAACAAAUUACAUUAACGAUCGCUGCAGUGGCCAGUGCAGGUUGGGGUCAGGGGUCUCAUGUGCAGGGGAAGUAGUGCGGGGGAUCGGCCUGGGGAGCUGAACCUCCACGCUUAAUGUCAAAACAUCACUUAUUUCAUAUUACCACUGCUUUGUCUUUAUUUGUCCAUAAUAUAAGCAAACACAGGCUCAUCGUUCCUCUGUCUUUAGCCUCGUGCCAUGAUAAAACAUGGAGUGCUGACCCCCGUGCGACCACAUGAAUUGAGCCAGGGGUCCUGUUGCGAAAGUCCACUGCGGAAAGCUAGUAGAGAGCAGUGCAAAUAGACAAGUUGGAAUGGCGAAGGGAACAGGAGGAACCACUGAGUUAUUGCUUUGUUUGUCAGUUUUCUGUUUUGGAUUCUACGGUUCGGUGAAGGCAGCAUGUUAUCAAGCCCCCAGUUAUGACGUCACAGAGGGCAAAUACAGCUGCAGGCUACACCAAAAGAACUGGGCCAGCGAAACCUACUUUGAAUUAACUCUCAAGCACUGUCUAAAAGAACCGACUGCUAACCUUUUUAUAAGAAAUUUCCACGGCAUUGAUGAGAUUAACACAGACUUCAACAAGCGGUUCUCUGGAUGGAAGACCCAGUUGUUUGAUGGGAAAACUUCGCAGGUUGUCCUAAAAUUUUCGCUUCUGAAGGCUGAUGGAAAAUAUACCAAGCAGACCCGUGUUCAGAUCACGUUGACAUAUGUACCAAGAUUUGGCAAGCCUGAUACCCAACAGAUAUUGAUUGCUGUUUUUCCUUUUGGUGAUCGAUCAGACUGUAUUUGGGCAGAAACUUUGGAAUUGCAUAAUCAGAUAUUUUUUGGCGGUGGACUCUGCAUCGCUUUCAUUCUGAUAGGAGCGGCAGUCUGUUGCUAUAGGAGACACAAAUCAAGGCGAUACCAACCGGCGCUCACUGAAAAAGUUCGUCUUUAAAUGCAAAAAUGACUGGUCAAGUCCAAACAUUUGUACAUUCUAAUAUUUGAAUAAUACUUUAAUUGGGGUUGAUAAUUUUGCUUUGCUUUUAGUUUCGUUUCAAUUUAGCUUAAAUCUGUUUAUAAAAAAUGACACAUUUUUUCUCUUGACUUUUUGAAAUUUUUUGUAGCAGAAAUGAGAAAGGUCGGAUCAUAAAAGGCUCUUUCUUAAAAUUAUUCAAAUGGUUCUUCGACUUUAUCAGUUGCUAACAAAAGGAAGCUAAGUAUUAGCAUCUCCAGCGUCGAAAAAAGUCCUGUUUCAUUCUUUAAAAAUAAUUUGAAAUUGCAAGAUAAAUCUGUUUUUAUCGCAGCGUAUUUGUAUUUGUUUCUACCUAGCAUCCGAAGGUAGUUUUUAGGACACUGAGAAGCUAUACUUAUCGAGCAGUGUCCUAGUCCUUCUUCUCGAUGUGACCACACCUCGUGUUUCCUACACCUGGAAUUACAGAGAGCUGGCGACUCUCCUCAUUCUGGGUGAAAGUUUGGUCAUGCCAGGGGCUCGAACCACGGACCCUUGGGUCUGUAGUCAGCGCCUGUAACAACUGAGCCAUCCUCGCAUAUCGCAGGGCUGUAGUGGCUACGGGCUUAAGGACAUGCUCGCUCCCUUCCAAUGUACCAGAAUGCCGCACGGGUGGAAUACCUGUCUUUGAUCUGUGCAAUGUUCCUGUAACAUUUUAAAUUGUAUUUACCGUAAGAAAAUAGAACGAGAUGACUUUAUGAUGUGAUCAAAGAAUGAUUUUGUAACAUGAGGGCAAAUAUUUGAUUGAACCUCACAAAGAUCUGGAAUUUUCGUUUAACGGCUACAAAUUUUUCCGUAAGUUGCCCUUCACUAGGCGUCCGUGCAUAGGAAUUGAGCGUACUGUCGCAGCUGUUAUGGUUUAAAUUUCAAAAAUGGAUUUUUUGGCAAAGAGGGUUGAGAAGAUCAAGGGUUUUCUUACGAUCCUGGUGGUGUUACACAACUUUCCUUGUGGUAAGGUUACAAAUAAAACUUAUUGAUUUAUCUGUGUGACAGUUUUUUUGGGGGGUCCGGUGACCAGCUUAAGCCCAGUGUUUCUUAUAGGACACAGAAGUCUUAGAUUAUGGUGAACAUACUGAAAUUUCUUACAAUCUCCUGCUUUUCUUGAAAGAUGCCAGUGAAAAGGUCAAUUGAGGAUUUUCGCAUACAGAGGGUCUUUCUGGGUCCAUCUAUCAGCAUGGGUUUAUUGAAAUAAAUUUUGUCUCUCGAUCUUGCUAGUACCACACCCAUUUUGGAACAAAUGACAGUAAGCUCAUGAUGAUUAUGAAUCAACUUUUGAACAACUU
This is a messenger RNA of Rhopilema esculentum, 12762 nucleotides long. RefSeq names its product protein FAM91A1. The record is from RefSeq and is a predicted model, not a curated record. Lineage: Eukaryota; Metazoa; Cnidaria; Scyphozoa; Rhizostomeae; Rhizostomatidae.